Messenger RNA from Miniopterus natalensis, 4994 nucleotides. It is a transcript of the gene PHLDB2, whose product is annotated as pleckstrin homology like domain family B member 2. The record is from RefSeq and is a predicted model, not a curated record. NCBI's taxonomy places the organism in Eukaryota, Metazoa, Chordata, Mammalia, Chiroptera, Miniopteridae. Gene Ontology annotation, biological process: regulation of microtubule cytoskeleton organization. Gene Ontology annotation, cellular component: basal cortex.
GGGAGAGCUGUGCACCCCAGGCAGCAGCCCCUGUGUGCGACACGCACACCCCCAGAGCCAGCACAGUCAGCUCUAAGGGCCGUCCCGUAGGACACAGAUUCCAGCAACAUUAUGGCCGAGCAUAGCCACGUGCAGCAACAGCUGGAUUUACAGAAUGGCAGUCUAGAGGCAAGAUUUGCGGCGAAUCCCCUCGAGAACGAUUCCAAAAACAUGAUGGAGAACCUGAGCCCAAAGAAAUACGCUUCCAGCCUGAGAUUUAAAGCCAACGGAGACUAUUCUGGCUCCUACUUGACCCUCUCACAACCUGUGCCUGCGAAGAGAAGCCCUUCCCCUUUGGGAACCAGCGUCCGAAGUAGUCCCUCCUUGGCCAAAAUCCAGGGAAGCAAGCCAUUCUCUUGCGAUGGAACCGACAAGAGCAUUUCCAUGAAGCCCCCCGCCCCCUUACGCAGCACUUCCCCCUCCCUCGGUGGGUAUUCCCGUGGAAGGGCCGACUUUGAUCAUUUCACUGGCCGGGACGGUGAACGGUCCCUGAGGCUCUCGGAGAAGCCUCCCUAUUCCAAACACAGCUCGAGGAAUAAAUCCCACGACAACUUCUACUUUCUUGGAGGGCUGGAGAGCCGAAAGACGUCUGGCUCCCUGCUGGCCAUGUGGAACGGGAGCUCCCUGAGCGACACCGGCCCCUCUCCGGCCAGCAGAUCAGGGGCGGCCAGCAUGCCUUCGAGCCCAAAGCAAGCCAGAAAAAUGAGCAUCCAGGACAGCCUGAUGCUGCAGCCCAGGCUGGCGAGACCCAAGGAGGCGGCGUCGGAAAACAUCAGCUUAAGAACUAGGAAGUAUUCGGGCAGCAGCCUGAGUCACAUGGGAGCCUACAGCCGCUCGCUGCCCAGGCUGCACCGGGCCACGGAGAACCAGCUCACGCCUCUCAGCUUGCCUCCGAGAAACUCUCUGGGCAACUCCAAGCGAAGCAAGCUGGGGGGAAAGGAUCUACCUCAUAGCAUCAUAGACAACGACAAUUACCUGAAUUUUUCCUCUUUGAGCUCAGGCGCUUUACCCUGUAAAACCUCUGUGUCCGAGGGCACCCCUUAUGUCAGUUCCACCCUCAGUGUCCCCGGCAGUCCUCGCGUGGCUCGGAAGAUGCUCCUGGCCUCCACCUCCUCCUGUACCUCCGAUGACUUUGAUAAGGCGUCCUACUCGGGGACCGGCUCGGCUCACUCCUUUCCUCCCCUGGAGCCAGACAGAGCGUUUGCGGCCAGGAGGAAGUUCUCGUGUGGAUCUGUGGAGUUGGAUGAUGCCGAUUUGGAGAGCCUCAGACAGGCCUCAGGGACCCCCCAGCCCGUCCACCGGGAGCGGAAAAGCAGCAUCAGUUCCAUCUCAGGACGCGACGACCUGAUGGAUUACCACCGGCGGCAGAGGGAGGAGCGGCUCAGGGAGCAGGAGAUGGAGCGAUUGGAGAGACAACGUCUGGAGACGAUUCUCAGCCUUUGUGCUGAAUACACAAAGCCUGACAGCCGCGUGUCCACUGGCACCACCGUGGCAGAUGUGCAGAAAAUCAACAAGGAGCUCGAGAAGCUGCAAGUCUCUGAUGAGGAGUCUGUGUUUGAAGAAGCCCUGGUGAACCCCGAUGUCAGAUACAGGUGCCACCAGAAAGGCUCUGGCCAUGAUGUGGACUUGGCGGUCUUUGGGAGCCUCAGUCAGAACAGUGCCAGCUUCCUUUCCCCCAGGAGCGCCGUGAACGAGGACCUGCUCAGGGACCGCACCAGGACUCCCCCAACGGCCCCCUCUGCCUAUCUGAAAGCUUCCAGCGAGUCCACUUACCUAAGUAUCCUGCCAAAGACCCCAGAGGGUAUAAAUGAGGAACAGAGGAUUCAGGAGUUGGCUGCAAUGGAAGAGACCCGGAUAGCAAUUCUGAACAACCUCGAGGAACUUGAACAAAAAAUCAAAGAUAUAAAUGACCAGAUGGAUGAAUCUUCCAGAGAGUUGGAUAUGGAAUGUGCUCUUUUGGAUGGAGAGCAGAAAUCUGAAACAACUGAACUGCUUAAAGAGAAGGAGAUUCUGGAUCAUAUAAACCGGAAGAUAGCAGAACUGGAAAAGAACAUUGUUGGUGAAAAGACCAAGGAGAAGGUAAAGCUUGAUGCUGAAAGGGAAAAACUAGAGAGGCUUCAGGAGCUUUACUCCGAGCAGAAGACCCAGCUGGACACUUGUCCUGAGUCCAUGCGGGAACAGUUACAGCAGCAACUGAAGAGGGAUGCCGACCGGCUGGAUGUGGAGAGCAAACACUUUGAAGACCUAGAAUUCCAGCAGCUCGAGCACGAGAGCCGUCUAGAUGAGGAGAAGGAGAACCUCACCCAGCAGCUCUUGCGCGAAGUGGCUGAAUAUCAACGCAACAUUGUCACCAGAAAGGAAAAAAUUUCCGCGUUGAAAAAGCAAGCCUCUCACAUUGUCCAGCAGGCCCAGAGAGAACAAGACCACUUUGUGAAAGAAAAGAAUAACUUAAUAAUGAUGCUGCAGAGAGAAAAGGAAAAUCUUUGUAAUUUGGAAAAGAAAUACUCCAGCCUCUCUGGGGGGAAAGGGUUUCCUGUCAAUCCAAAUACUCUAAAAGAGGGCUAUAUCAGUGUAAAUGAAAUUAAUGAGCCAUGUGGCAAUUCCACGAAUCUAUCCCCUUCCACUCAGUUCCCUGCUGAUGCUGACGCUGUUGCCACUGGGCCUACCACAGCUGUCCUGGUGAGCCAGCCACAAAAUAAAGAGCAAAGAUCACCUGUCUGUCCUGGAUUUAUGUUUCCUUCUACUCUUUCUCAUCCUGUCACUCAACCUCCAUCAGCCCCCUGGCCUGAAGUCAUGGCUCCGUCUGUCGGUCCCUUCCCUUUAAAUGACACACCUCCUCCACUACCAGCUAAGAAACACAGAAGGCAGCAGCCGCAGGAGCAGCAGCACUUUAGAAGUCUGGAAGAAAGGAAAAAACAGCAUAAAGAAGGCCUCUAUCUGAGUGACACUUUGCCUCGAAAGAAAAGUACUCCUUCCAUAUCCCCACAUUUCAGCAGUGCUACUAUGGGGAGAAGCACCGCCCCGAAGGCUCACUUGCCCCUGGGACAGAGCAACAGCUGUGGCAGUGUGCUUCCUCACUCGCUGGCGACCAUGACCAAAGACUCAGAAUCUCGGAGGAUGCUCAGAGGGUAUAAUCACCAACAGAUGAGUGAAGGACAAAGGCAGAAAUCUUCUGAAUUUUACAACCGCACAGCAUCUGAAUCAAAUGUCUACUUGAACAGUUUCCACUACCCAGAUCACGGCUACAAGGACCAGGCCUUUGAUACUUUGAGCCUAGACAGCUCUGAUAGCAUGGAGACCAGCAUCUCUGCUUGCUCACCUGACAAUAUUUCUAGCGCCAGCACUUCAAAUAUUGCCAGAAUAGAAGAAAUGGAGAGACUGUUGAAGCAGGCUCAUGCAGAGAAGACGCGGCUGCUGGAGUCCAGGGAACGGGAAAUGGAAGCCAAAAAACGAGCUCUGGAAGAAGAGAAACGACGCCGAGAACUCCUGGAAAAGCGAUUGCAGGAAGAAACUAGCCAGAGGCAGAAGUUAAUUGAAAAGGAAGUGAAAAUAAGGGAGAAACAAAGGGCACAGGCUCGUCCUUUGACACGCUACCUGCCCGUCCGGAAGGAAGAUUUUGAUUUGCGGAGCCACGUGGAGACUGCGGGCCACAAUAUCGAUACCUGUUAUCACGUAUCCAUCACAGAGAAGACCUGUCGGGGAUUCCUCAUCAAAAUGGGCGGAAAAAUUAAAACUUGGAAAAAACGUUGGUUUGUUUUUGAUCGGAACAAGCGCACAUUCUCUUAUUAUGCAGAUAAGCAUGAAACUAAAUUAAAAGGAGUAAUAUACUUUCAAGCCAUUGAAGAAGUAUACUAUGAUCACCUCAAGAAUGCUAAUAAGAGUCCUAAUCCAUUACUCACCUUUAGUGUCAAGACACAUGACAGAAUCUACUAUAUGGUGGCCCCAUCACCGGAAGCCAUGCGGAUCUGGAUGGAUGUUAUAGUUACUGGGGCAGAAGGUUACACUCACUUCAUGUUGUAGUGAACUGGAGCAACAGUCCACUUCAGGGCAGACUGCAAUAAUCUUACAAGAAUGAAGCCAUAUUCUCUCCCAGAUGUAAAGACCCAACUGUGUAUACUCAGAACUCCAUUCGUAGUAAGAGGAAGUCAUUUGUAAAUGAGAAAGAAGUUUUAAUCCAAAGCUUGAUCAGAAAUGGCAAAAGAAUGCAAGCACCUAUGAGAAAGGAAACACUAUUUUUGGUAAAUAGCAUUACUUAUAGGAGCAUUUCUAAUAAAGUAUUUUUUAUCAAUUGUUGAUUUUGGUGAACUAAACAGUUUACAAAAUGUACAUACUUGGAAAUAUGAAAUUAUUUUAGCACCCACCCAAAUCAUUGGCAUUGACAUGAUUGUAAUCAACUGGCUUUUUAAAAAUAGGAGCAUUUUGCUGAAGGGUAGUAUAAAUAUAAGCAAACAGGGCCUUGGAGCAGAAUAUAUUACGGGAGGAACUCUUGCCCUGAUUUUUAAGUACUUCACCAAAACCAAAGACUUGAUGUGACUUCUUUUUAAUAGUAGUAGUUUCAGGUGAUGAACUGCAUUUAGCAUUACUCUACACUUUAAAGUGAUAUUCUGAUGCCAUCAAGUGCCCAGGAAGUUGACUUUGAAGAGUCGCCACCAGCGUAAGCUACUGUACGUGUAUAGCAAACCACUUUUUGUAAAAGAAGAACCAAAAGUUGUGUAUUUUAGAAAGAAGCAGUCUUAGACAGACAUUCUGUCACAUUGGGCAAUUUAAAAAUAAAGAGAAUAUUUGGUGUUAGGAGCUUGUUUCCCUGAAGAUUUCUCCAUUCCCAGUGCUGAAAAUAAGGGUAACCAGUAGCCAAUUUCCUUAGACUGUCUGAUUUUCCCUCGUUGUGGAGCACACCUGUUAAUUGCAGCCUCACAUGACAUAACUAUGAAACUAGAGCUGUUUUUUUUACCAAA